Molecule: messenger RNA, 1159 nt
Organism: Osmia bicornis bicornis
Lineage: Eukaryota; Metazoa; Arthropoda; Insecta; Hymenoptera; Megachilidae
Gene: Taf12
Product: transcription initiation factor TFIID subunit 12
Exons: 3
Coding region: 307-906 (199 amino acids)
Biological process (GO): RNA polymerase II preinitiation complex assembly; DNA-templated transcription initiation
Cellular component (GO): SAGA complex; transcription factor TFIID complex; SLIK (SAGA-like) complex
Molecular function (GO): protein heterodimerization activity; TBP-class protein binding; DNA binding
Source: RefSeq, a predicted model, not a curated record
CAAGCAAAAGGCGCUCAUGCAUUAAAAGAUUUAUUUGUGCUUUGUGGAUAAUAAACUGAACUAAAUGUUAGGUGAACCAAUAGACAAUACAAUAAUACAUUUCAUGUAAAGUUCAAGACAUCGUGGUUUAAAACCCAUCGGAUCUAGAGUUAUGUUAUUACAAAAUAUUUCACGAUCGUGGUAAUACACCUUAACUUGGUGAAUCUACGCUUUAAGAUAACAAAUAGCUAUGUUUUAUAAGUUUCGAUUGCUUGAAUAUACUUAACAAUAGUAAAAGAAAGGCAUAAUAAGUAAAAGGACUAAAAGAUGUCACAACAAACAGCUCUUGUACAGACUACCAAUGCAGGUUCUGACAUAACACCUGUACUUGGUAGUUUACAAUCUAUAGGGCCUAAUACUCAGGCAUCAUCUAAUGUUCCUAAUAUACAGAGUGGCAAUACAGUAGUACAGAUAUUACAGCCUCAGACACAGUCUCAACAGGCACAAUUUGUAACACAAUCUCCAAAACAACAGGUAGUGCAGCAAUCAUCUACGCAACAGCAACAACAAUCGCAACACCAAAGUUCUUUUAAUGAUUUUCCUCAAUUUUUGACUAAAACCCGAUUACAAGAUCUUGUGAAAGAGGUGGAUCCCACUGAACAGCUAGACGAAGAAGUAGAAGAAAUGCUUUUACAGUUGGCAGAUGAUUUUGUGGAAACAACUGUAAAUGCAGCAUGUUUAUUGGCUAAGCAUCGUCAUGCUAACACUGUAGAAGUAAAAGAUGUACAAUUACAUUUAGAAAGAAAUUGGAAUAUGUGGAUCCCUGGUUUUGGUACAGAUGAAGUACGCCCAUAUAAGCGAGCAACAGUUACAGAGGCACAUAAACAAAGAUUGGCUCUUAUAAGAAAAUCAAUCAAAAAAUAUUAGUCUUCCAAUAUUUUUCAUCUUACGUUGUUAUUUUGACAUUAAGUGUCACUUUUUUAAUAUUUUCGUGACUAUAUACUUAAGAUAUGCAUCACUGAUAUUUGUAAAAGAAUGAAAAUUAUAAAUAUAUACAUAGUUUUUAUAACAUAUAAUUUCAAGUAUGAGAUAAUUUAGAGAUUAAAUUAAAAUAUUACUAAUAAUAAAAACAAUAGCAAUACAGUGUACUUUUAAUGAUAAAUUUACUUAUUAUCUAUUA